Molecule: messenger RNA, 988 nt
Organism: Drosophila navojoa
Lineage: Eukaryota; Metazoa; Arthropoda; Insecta; Diptera; Drosophilidae
Product: microfibril-associated glycoprotein 4
Source: RefSeq, a predicted model, not a curated record
AGAUCUUACUUUGAAUUCAAAUGUGAAUGCAUCUCUUACAAUUUAGUCUUGAUUAUGAGAUGCUGGAAGAAGAUCAUAUUAAAGAUCAGUUGAAAAAAAAUGCAUUACAUAUACUAUAUAGUAUUAUUCCUUUGUGGAAACCUUACAUAUCAAGCCGAAAGUUCAAGUUCAACAACAAAUAUAUACGAAAAUGCUGAACAACUAAUUUCAAGUUUAAAGAAAGAAUUGUCUAGGCUGAGAGCAGAUUUGACAGCACAAAAAACUGAAGGAGCGGCUCAUCCCCCAUCAUGCCUGGCGGCUAUGAUCAAUACAGAUGGUAUAUAUACCAUCUGGGUGCCGGGUCUGAAGCCUUUUCCUGUGGCCUGUGACACGAGGAUAGCGGGCGCUGGCUGGACAGUGAUCCAGAGACGUCAGGAUGGCAGUGAGAACUUUUAUCGCAGCUGGUCUGAGUACCAGGCGGGUUUUGGUCAACUAAAUGGGGAAUUCUUUAUUGGUCUCGAGAAGCUGCAUCACAUAACGAAUGCCGAACCCUACGAGCUAUAUAUACAUCUGGAGGACUUUGACGGCGAGACUCAUUAUGCGAAAUACGAUAGAUUCCUGGUGGCAAAUGAAUCUGAGUCAUAUGCGCUGAGUCAAUUGGGUAAAUUUACUGGGGAUGCUGGAGAUUCGCUGAGCUAUCACGUGGGAAAAGCGUUCUCGACAUUUGAUAACGAUAAGACCGGCAAGAACUGUGCCCUGACUAAUGUCGGCGCCUGGUGGUACAAUCAAUGUCAACAUAGCAAUUUGAAUGGUCAGUAUAUGGUCAGCGGUAGCUAUGAGAAGAAGCUAACGGGUCGCGGUAUUUGCUGGAAGACCUGGCGGGGCUACGAUUACGGCUAUAAGCGCACACAAAUGAUGAUAAGGCCAAGGUGUAGGAGCAGCUUCAGCCAGAGCUAAUUAUUAUUUAUUCAAUUUCAUUAAACACAUUCAAUAUGCAAAAUAACAACAA